GGCCAAGAUGGCUGCGCCCUCAGCACCUCCCGGCCCGGGGCUCCGCUGCCGCCUCCUCCUCUUCUUCUUCUCCCUCCUCUCCUCGCUGCUGGAGGCCGCCCGAGCGGCAGCUCCCGGGGAGGACUGCGGGUGCAGCGUGAGCCGAGGUGGAGGUGACUGGCGGGAGGCGGCGGCUCGGCGGUACUCUGCGGGCGGUGGCCGGAGCGCUGGGCACGGGCCGAUGGUGGCUAUUCCAGGAGGAGUGUUCACAAUGGGCACUGAUGAGCCUGCAAUACAGCCAGAUGGAGAGUGGCCUGCUAGAAGAGUCCACAUCAACAGUUUCUACAUGGAUCAGUAUGAGGUCAGCAAUGAGGACUUUGAGAGAUUUGUGAAUUCUACUGGGUACAUUACUGAGGCAGAGAAAUUUGGUGAUUCCUUUGUGUUUGAGGGGAUGCUGAGUGAAGAAGUGAAGGCUCACAUCCAUCAGGCAGUUGCAGCUGCUCCUUGGUGGCUGCCUGUAAAGGGAGCCAACUGGAAGCACCCUGAGGGUCCUGACUCCAGUAUCUCCAGCAGAAUGGAUCAUCCAGUUCUUCAUGUUUCCUGGAAUGAUGCUGUGGCUUUCUGCACGUGGGCAGGGAAACGAUUGCCAACUGAGGCUGAGUGGGAAUACAGCUGUCGAGGGGGCCUUGAAAAUAGACUGUUCCCCUGGGGCAACAAGCUCCAGCCAAAAGGUCAGCAUUAUGCCAACAUCUGGCAGGGAGUAUUCCCAACUAAUAACAGUGCAGAAGAUGGAUACAAAGGAACUGCACCUGUCACUGCUUUUCCUCCCAAUGGGUAUGGUUUGUACAACAUUGUAGGAAAUGCCUGGGAAUGGACAGCUGACUGGUGGGAUGUUCAGCAUUCAACAGAUGAAGUUCACAACCCUAAAGGGCCCUCGGCUGGGACAGACAGAGUGAAGAAGGGUGGAUCCUAUAUGUGCCAUAAGUCUUACUGCUACAGGUACCGCUGUGCAGCCCGCAGCCAGAACACCCCUGACAGCUCUGCUUCCAACCUGGGCUUCCGCUGUGCUGCAGACACCUUGCCACACCUCCCCUGACCUCCCAGGGGCUCAGUUCCACCCCAGGAAGAGGAGAGGUGUGGAGUGCCUCUUGCUGAUGACACAGUGCUGAAACUUCCUGCUGGGGGAGAAAAUAAUCCAACCCUACUUGGAACUGCUUGAAGAACUUUGCUGUGUUGCUCUUUGGGGAAGGUGGCCUGGACUUCUAUCCUGACCAAACUUUUUCUCAGCGAAUUCUUUUUAGUGGGAGUAUUUUGGAGCUGACUAGCACAAAACAGCAACGUGCCAGUUGUGGUUUAGAAGAUUAAUAGCUCCCUUAGAAAAGAUCUUUGCUGAAUAGUUUUAUUUAUUAUAGUUGGAAUUUCGACACUCAAAUCCAAUCAAGGACUUUACAAACUCCUAGACAGCUUUAAAAGGAAGUAAGAGGUAAGAAGCAAGGGCUGGAAGACAGAGCUGCUGUUUGUGCAGCCAUUGCAUUACAUUCCUGUUGCAGUGAAAACUGUGUUCAGAAAUGUGCUUUACCUGCUGAGAUACUUGCUGCUCUUUGGAAAGUGCCUUCUGCAGCUGAGGGAUGAUAAUCCUCAGGGUGAUGAUGAUGAGAAAUGCUGUACAGGUUUGAAUAAAAAUGUGAGGAUUUCUUUA
Calypte anna (Anna's hummingbird) is the source of this 1678-nucleotide messenger RNA. RefSeq names its product sulfatase modifying factor 1 (gene SUMF1). The record is from RefSeq and is a predicted model, not a curated record. Bases 8 to 1075 code for a protein of 355 amino acids. Gene Ontology annotation, cellular component: endoplasmic reticulum. The transcript is spliced from 9 exons. Lineage: Eukaryota; Metazoa; Chordata; Aves; Apodiformes; Trochilidae.